AUGGCGUCGAAACCUUCUUCCAACAAAAUCGAACUUUACACAGGCAAGUACUACGGUCUAUGUGCACUAGGAGGCAUUCUCGCCUGUGGUACAACACACACUGGAAUUACGCCGCUGGACUUGGUAAAAUGCCGUAAGCAAGUGAAUCCCAAGAUCUAUGCAAGCAACAUGCAGGGUUUCCGCAGCAUUUUGCGUGCGGAAGGAAUCCGUGGACUGUACACAGGAGGUAUUCCUACGUUCAUCGGCUAUUCUCUACAAGGAUGCGGCAAGUACGGUUUCUAUGAGAUCUUCAAGCACGGCUAUUCCAAGAUGCUUGGUGAGGAAAAGGCCCACAAUUACCGUACAGCUGUGUAUGCUGGUGCUUCUGCCUCUGCAGAGUUCCUGGCCGAUAUCUUCUUGUGUCCUAUGGAGGCCAUUAAGGCCUGGUCGAAGAUCGUUAAAAAUGAGGGCUUUGGUACACUGUACCGAGGAUUGACACCUUUGUGGUUCCGUCAAAUUCCCUACACUAUGAUGAAGUUUGUCUCUUUCGAGCGAAUUGUUGAGGGUCUGUAUACCUGGUUUGGAAAGCCUAAGAAUACAUACACUAAGGCUCAAAAGAUUGGUAUCUCGUUUGCUGGUGGAUACAUGGCCGGUGUUUUGUGUGCUAUCGUCAGUCAUCCUGCUGAUGUUAUGGUUUCCAAGCUGAAUUCAAGCAAGCUUCCUGGUGAGGGAGCCGCUGCUGCUGCUGCUCGUAUUUACAGAAACAUUGGUUUUGCUGGCUUGUGGAAUGGCCUUGGUGUGCGUAUUCUGAUGAUUGGUACCCUUACUGGCGCGCAAUGGCUUAUUUAUGACUCCUUUAAGAUUGCCUGCGGCUUCCCUGCUACUGGUGCUUAA
Messenger RNA from Schizosaccharomyces japonicus yFS275, 873 nucleotides. RefSeq names its product inorganic phosphate transporter. The record is from RefSeq and is a predicted model, not a curated record. Gene Ontology annotation, cellular component: mitochondrial inner membrane; membrane. NCBI's taxonomy places the organism in Eukaryota, Fungi, Ascomycota, Schizosaccharomycetes, Schizosaccharomycetales, Schizosaccharomycetaceae. Gene Ontology annotation, molecular function: phosphate transmembrane transporter activity. The transcript is spliced from 2 exons. Gene Ontology annotation, biological process: copper ion transmembrane transport; mitochondrial phosphate ion transmembrane transport. Bases 1 to 873 code for a protein of 290 amino acids.